UUCAGUAACACUCCGUAGGUUGAGGCGUGUGGAGGGCGAGGCCGCGGCCCGGUGGGUGCAAGGGAAGACUAAGAAGGCCAGCAGCGAGCCAAAGUGCCCCUCAGCGGAAGCCUGUCACCGUCAUGGCAAGGGACGUGAAGAGUAAGCUGUCCAAGAAUCUGCUGCGCAUGAAGUUCAUGCAAAGGGGCUUGGAUUCAGAAACCAAAAAGCAGCUUGAAGAGGAGGAAAAGAAAAUAAUCAGCAAGGAACAUUGGUUCCUGGAUCUGCCGGAGCUAAAGGAAAAGGAGAGCUUUAUUAUAGAAGAAAGAAGCUUUGUGCCAUGUGAAGACCUCCUGUAUGGCAGAAUGUCAUUUAAAGGUUUCAACCCUGAAGUCGAGAAGUUAAUGAUCCAGAUGAACUCAAAGUACAAGACAGAAGAAAUCGAAGAGGAAGAUAAUGCAAUGGAAGCUGAUGUAUCGGAUGAAGAAAUGGCCAGAAGGUACGAAACUUUAGUGGGAACUAUUGGGAAGAAAUUCUUAAAGAAGAGGAACCGGCACAUGGUGGAAGACACAGAAGAGGAUGAAAACAGCAACACGAGGCCUACCAAAGAAAAGAGAAUGUUUUUGAAACCUCAAGAUUAAAUCACUUGGAUGCUUUCUGUGCCCUUUAGACUGUGGAAAUCUUAUUUUGGACUAUGGUAAAAUGAGUUAUUUUUAUAAAUCCCUGGAUCUCUUCGCGCCUCUGGGACUGAUGCAUUUUUUAUUUUUAUGUUUUGGAGUUGGGAGCUACAUAAAUGAACAUUAUACAUAUACUCUUGAUCUCUGUACAGUUUUUAGCAAAGGCAUUUAAGAGCACAAGCACUGACUGAGCACUGCAUGAAGCAGACAGGUUGUCACAUGUGGCUGAGGACAGCUUUAGAUUAUGAAUCUUAACUGCAUGCAGAGUGUGUCAAAGCCAGGUGAGUUGCAACCCUGUUAUAAGAUAGUGAUUAUCCUAUAUAAUAAAGUGCAAGUGUCUCUGCGUCCAGUAUUCCCCGUGUCCCUGGGUUUGCGCUACUGCGCAUGUGCCCCACGGACACAGGGAUUGGACGCAGAGACUUGACGCGCGCACACGCACGCUCUCCGCACCCCCCCCACCCCUCUGCCUACCGUUUCCCUCUCAGUCCUCAGAAGAAUCGCGGCCUUCUCCUGGGUGCCCGCUGGCCAGCUGGGCUCAGCGGAGUGCCCCGGCGAAGCGGCGGCCGUGGGAGGGGCCAGCCGGCCCCCCCACGCGCCACCGCCGCUGAAAAAGGCCGAAUGUUCUAGCGCCCGUUUAGUAAACGGGCUGAAUGACACUAGUAUAUAUGUAUACACACACUUUCUUUAUACAUAUUGCUAGGGAGUUGCUGAGGAAGUAUAUUUCUUUUUUUAAAAUGGUUUAUUUAUGUAAUUGAUUUAUGUCCUUGGAAAAAAAUUUAUUGGUCUAUUUUUAAUUUUCUAGGGUGGUUUGAAGGUGCUCACCCCAAUACUUUUGCCUGUUUAAAACUGUGACCCGUAAAAGAGAGGAGGGAAGGCAGAGCCACCUGUUCUUGUAGCUUCACAUCUCAAUAAAUUUAUUUGGGCCAAUG
Zootoca vivipara (common lizard) is the source of this 1585-nucleotide messenger RNA. It is a transcript of the gene MPHOSPH6, whose product is annotated as M-phase phosphoprotein 6. The record is from RefSeq and is a predicted model, not a curated record. Gene Ontology annotation, biological process: maturation of 5.8S rRNA. Lineage: Eukaryota; Metazoa; Chordata; Lepidosauria; Squamata; Lacertidae.